UCCCUCUUCCUGGCUGUCAUAAACUCAGCAGCUUUGUUCAACUAUGCCUUUCUGCCAUGAUGCUCUGUCCCACCCACCUCAGGUGUAAAGCAGUGGAGUCAACUGACCAUGGACUGAAACCUCUGAAACUGUGAGCACAAAAUAAGCUUUUCCUACUCUAGGUUGUUCUUAUCAGGUAUUUUGGACAGUGAUGAACAGUUAUGGUUAGAAUAUAUUUUUCUAUACCAAGAUUAUAAAAAUAUCCAUUCAUAUUUUAUCCAUGUAAUCCUGACUCCAUAUAGAAUUGUUUUGCAGCACUGGGGAUCAAGCCCAGGACCUCAUUCAUACUUUGCAAGUACCAUACACCCCCAGCCCCAUAUGAUACAAAAGGCCAUAUUUAUCAUGUAUCAUGUAUUAAAGUCCCACAUAUACACUAUUUUAAGAUGUAGCAAAUACCAUGUGGCAAACAAAAUGUCUUAGAAUUCUUCAAGCCUAAGAAAGUAUAACUACAGUAAGAAUGGUUUUCAGUAUCAACCCAGAUAUGCAGGGAUAGAAAAAAGAUGUCUGGGUGCUUAGCUGUUGAAUAGAGGCUGGGGGAGGGUCAAAUACAGUUGAUGAUAUAAUAAAGAGUGGUAGGAUUCUGUCUGGAACUCCAUAGGCCUAAAGGAAAGACUCUGGCAACCUUCUUAAGACUGCUGUACUCUUGAGUGCUGAGGUCCAAUUCUAUGGCUUCUCUGGAUACCUUGGUGUUCAGUUAACUUUCAGGUAAGUGGCUCCCCACCAGGCAUGAUUAAGGUAUAUCAGCAAGUAAAUGAAUGUAUCACUUAUGAAUGUCUUUAGUAGUAGAAAGCCCAAAAUAUAAUGGAUCAAAUAGGGGUUUAUUAUUAUUAUAGUAAAAAUGAGGGUGAGUCCAAAUGAUCAAGAGAAGAGACUAUGAAGUCAGACAAGUAACUAGGAUCAUAAUCUGACCUACAAUUUAAUGAGAUCUGUUUGGCUUCUCAGUAGAGAAGAGAGUGAAGGGAGGCAGAGAUGAUGGUGGGUACCAGUGGAAGUAGUGUUAAGUGGAAGGAUUCUGGAUAUAUUUUAUAGAUAAAUCUGACAGGAUUUUUUCUGGUAAGUAAGGUGAGGAAGUGAAAGAGUCAAAGAUGAUGCACAAGCACUGGCUUGAACAGCUGAAAAGUUUCCCAUUGAUUAAGUUUUGGAAGGUUCAUAGGGGAGCAGUAUAGACAUCUGACCUGACACAGUGUAGUAAGGUUUGUUUUGGUUUGAUGUUAGAGUGGGAAUACAUUUUACUUUGGACUACUGAGCAUGUUCAGGAUUCAUCCACAUAAGUCAAUGAAUUAUCUGUGUGUGAAAGGUGGGAAGCUUUUUUUCAAUAAGAACUAACCCCUCCCCCCCAAAAAAAAGAAGAAGAACUAAACCCUUGCUUUCUAACUUUUCAGACAAAGCUGCUGUGUAAAGAACUAAGGACAAAGAAAUUUCCCUUUGGCAGAGUAAGAGUCCAUGGAGCCCCAGAAGCUGCUGAGCAUUGUAUUUCUGUUGUGUUCACUGACUUGCUCCUUGUUGGUGACAGUAGCUUCCCCUCCUUCGCCAUUAUAUGAUUUUGGAAUUCAAGAAAACGCAGGACUGAAACCACGCUCAAGGGGAGACCAGAGGUCUUGGCUGAGCGACUUCUGGGAUUACCUGUGGAACCUCAUCAUGAGCUCCAUACCUCCAGCAGCCAUUUUUGCUUUUCUUAUCACCAUAUCACUAAUGGGGACCCUCUGUUGCCUAACUAUUCUUAUAGGUGAACCAGUCCACUGAAGAACUAGAAGACUGAUUAAGGCAAUUGUGGUGUUUGGUUUUCCAGAUUUCAAGACAAUGGAAAAUGUGUUGUUUGCUUAAAAUGAUGUUCAAUUAUUAAAUUAUAUUCUGUCUUAAA
This is a messenger RNA of Marmota flaviventris (yellow-bellied marmot), 1900 nucleotides long. It is a transcript of the gene Smim9, whose product is annotated as small integral membrane protein 9. The record is from RefSeq and is a predicted model, not a curated record. NCBI's taxonomy places the organism in Eukaryota, Metazoa, Chordata, Mammalia, Rodentia, Sciuridae.